UCAUUUAAUUUCAUGAAAUGGUUAAAGCUUUAUGAACGAGUUAAUCUGAUAAGUCAGCCAGAUUAAAGAAAAACGAACGCUCCAUUAUUUUAGUUUAUGGAUUUUAAGAUUACGUUAUUGUUGAUAGUUAUACAUUAAAAGGAAUAUUUUGUUGGUAAAAAUUACGGACUAAGGAAUCAUAAUGAGUGCAGAUCGACGCAGAAUGAGUAAAAAGGGAAAGGUAAAAGGGAAACCAUCAAAGGAUGAUGAUGGAGAUGAUAAAGAGUCUAUGGCAUUCAAGGUGCUCACACAGGAACAAACUAAUGAACUUCUACCCAUGAAUGUCAAUCAAAUACAAGACAAACUAAAAGAGAUAUUUAAUCUGGAGAACAAUGCAAUAGACAUAACACAAGCUUCUAUAUUAGACUACUAUACGUCAGCUGUGUAUUGGGGAAUACAACAGAAGUUCACUGCCCAACAGUUGUCAGGCUUUUUCACAGUAAUGCACACAUUGUUGGAAAAUAUAAAAGAGAAACAUCUGAGUAUGACUGAAAACUCAGUAGAGUUCAGUAAAAUGUUGGCAGGUAUUGGUGUUGAUGAAGUUAAAUCAGGCAGUCUCGACUUCUUUUCUGUAAAAGAAGCUAAAGUAGUCUCACAAUAUGUUUAUACUACGUUAUUUCAGCAUUAUAGACUAUUUUUGUUCAUGUUCACCCAUUCACAAGCUGAGGAAAUCAUUGGUACUGAUUUAGAGGUUGAGGUAGCUAAAGCAGCCGAUGUCCCGUUCCCACCACCUCUAGAUGAAGGAGUGUCCGCAGAUUUAUUUCAAGAUUAUAUCAAGACCCCACCUCCUACACCUUCUCCAGAGCAUAAGUCAAGGGAAACAAAAUCUGCCUUGUCAAGGGUAGCGACCCCAAAGACCCCUAAAUCAAGAGGCUCAACCCCUAGAUCAAGGGGUACUACCCCUAAAUCUCGAGGUUCAGCCUCCAAAUCUAGAGGGUCAUCUAAGGGGUCUGCUUCUAGAAAGAAAAUUGUGCCUGAAGAGGAAAAACCGGAUCCUAAUAAAGAAUUGGAGGAUCAAGUGUCACAAUCUGACCUGUUUGCUGAACUUACACCAGAAGAUGUCCGAGAAGUUGUUGAAAGUGUUACUAAAGAAAUGCUUGGAAAUUUACAGAGUGAGAUUGCAUUAAAAUUACAAGAUAAAGAAAGUCAAAUUAUUCAGAGGAUCAACAAAAUACACAAAGUGGCAGAAUGAAGAAUGCAUUAUCUGAACUUUUUACUAUGAAAACUUUAUAUAAAAAUUAUUUAUAAACUUGAAACCUUUCAUUAGAAGAAAUAAUGCAUUUCACUUUAAUCAUGGUUUAAGUAUUUUGAGAGAAAAGAAUUUUUUUUCAGUAUUUUGUUGAUGUAUUUAAUUUGGAACAGAAGCAUUGUUGAAAUUAUGUUCUUGAAUGGAAGAUGGUUUGAAACCUAUUGUGUAGAGAAAUGAUAUUUUAUAGUAAUGUAUUUAUAACACCCUGUGAUAUGUUUAUGUAAAUAUUUUUAUAUUGUUAUUUGUGUAUAAUAUUGAUGAAUAAAUUUUGUAGAAA
Messenger RNA from Ruditapes philippinarum (Manila clam), 1565 nucleotides. RefSeq names its product ciliary-associated calcium-binding coiled-coil protein 1-like. Lineage: Eukaryota; Metazoa; Mollusca; Bivalvia; Venerida; Veneridae. The coding region runs from base 182 to 1231 and encodes 349 amino acids. The transcript is spliced from 11 exons. The record is from RefSeq and is a predicted model, not a curated record.